AUGGUAAUGCCGUUGGCAGUGUACCCACCGGUAGAACAUGAUGUUUCACGUCACGAAUACACUGCACCGACCAACCAGAUGAUGAUGGUGAAGACGUCAAUGAAGAUGCCUCCACUGCCGCCGCCGUUGUUGGACGACGAGCUUGAACAGGAUCUUCUGCUAAUGCCAGCCUGGAAACGAACAGAUGGGCAGGAGAUCGUUUAUGUGAUUCAUAGAAAUCGGGCAGUCACUCGUGAAGUCUACGAAGAUGGAGUGAAGAAGACUGCUCGUUAUGCCGGCGAAUUUGCCGACGUCAACUAUGAGCCAUGGAUAGUUUUUGUCAACUAUUUACCAAUAGAGGACAGCAAUAUCAUUGAGGAGAUGAAGUGCACGCAACCUGCACAUCGCGGUCAUAGUCCCCAGUGCGGAUACCUUCCAGACGAUUAUGCUGGAGGUUACCUGCGGAAAAACCAAGACUUGCUCGAGAAGAAACUCACUGAAUUGGCUGCAAUACGUGAAAGCCAGGAAUGA
Molecule: messenger RNA, 510 nt
Organism: Necator americanus (New World hookworm)
Lineage: Eukaryota; Metazoa; Nematoda; Chromadorea; Rhabditida; Ancylostomatidae
Exons: 5
Coding region: 1-510 (169 amino acids)
Source: RefSeq, a predicted model, not a curated record